GUCUCUUUUGCCACAGUGGCUGCAAUCCAAGAAGCCGACGAUGCUAAACUUGCUGCGGAGCUGAAUGAGGAAGCAGUGCUUUCAACAAAUCAAAAACUUGGACUGGUUUGCGCCCUCAUUGAGGAUGGUGCGUGGCCGCUGGCAAAAAUACUCAUAGACAGAUUGCCCGAGUACUAUGCAGUGCAAGCAAGGUUAGCGCUUCUUAUUUCAUUCAUCAAAUAUGGUUCCGUUUUCAUACGCGUCAGCAACGCCAUCUCGGACCUUAUUGGGCAGGUUAUAGAAAAAUUCUAUAUGGAAAAAUGUUCUAACAAGCUGGAGGAUUUGAGCCUCAAUACAAAACGUGAUUCCUUGAAGACGUCGUCAUUAGAUCCAGUCCGUUCAUGGUCUGAUCUUGCGUCUCUUACCUCGAUACUGUGGUACGUGGGACCUCGUUUGGCUUAUCGUCCCCUUAUUAUGACAAAACUUGUUCGACUAAUUGUCGCCUUCUAUCGUGAACAACCAAAAGGACCAGAUGGAGCACCAGCAGAUUCACCAGUAGCUCGUACUAUGAUGGAUAUUGUGGACGAAGUAAUAGUGCCUGGAUUAUCGCUCUCUGAUUACAACACUGGACUGUCCGAAGAAAUAUGGACGCUUCUACAGUUCUUUCCUUAUACGCUACGCUAUCGACUAUAUGGACAUUGGAAGUAUGGCAAUACGAUUCGUCAUCCUGAAGUAAACAUCAUGCGAGGAAAAGUUCUUGGUAGAACAAAAUAUGUGCUGAAACGACUUUCGAAGGAGACAGUGCGAGUGAUGGGCCGGCAGCUGGGGAAAUUGUGUCACAUUCAUCCGAUAACGGUCUUUGACUACUUGCUCAGUCAGGUAAGUACAAAUGAUUCUCUUCUACCCCUCUACCAAUACUUGGCGCUUUGAAG
This is a messenger RNA of Cylicostephanus goldi, 911 nucleotides long. The record is from the annotation of a GenBank genome assembly. NCBI's taxonomy places the organism in Eukaryota, Metazoa, Nematoda, Chromadorea, Rhabditida, Strongylidae.